AUGGUUAGAGCUAGGUGUGAGAGUGAGACUGCUGUUAGUAUUAUAAGACGCCAACCAUAUUGUAUACAAUGCUAUCGAAGCGGUCCACAAUUACCCUCUGGUUCAGUCCUGACACCCUGCAAAGAAUGCUAUCUAGUAUCAACUUGCACAACAUGUCCAUCAACCCUCCCACCACACGAAUGCCCGACCUACCAACGAGUCGGCAGUCUCGAGAACUUCCGCAUCGCUCAUUUCACCCACAGCGGUCAAGUAUACGCACAAGCACCAACCGACUCACCCCGAAAACACUACCGCAAACUCUCAACCGCCAAAAAUUGGUAUGAAUACUUCUCCUCGAUAUCCGACAAGAAAGAGGCCGUUGAAAACGUCAUCACCCCCUCCUUUGACCUCAACCUCCCCCUCCUCGCUCAAGCCGACGCGGAAACGCAAAAAUCACUCCAACGACUCUGGCUCUAUCUGACUCUCGCCACCGAAACGCAAUCUAUGCCCCUAACCAUCCUCGCAGCCCUCGAACUCACCAUCCCAUCCCUCGCCACAAAAACAGAGCUGACGAUCCACCUCAUCGGCGCAGGCGCCAAAGAACUACAAAACCUGCUUAUCUUCGAGGAACUAUUACAUUUGCUCCCAUCCCUCAAAACAUUGAAACUCGUCUUCGCCGGCCCGGAAUGCAAGAACAGCGGCGCGACCCCCGACGACCCGGUGCCGGAGAUGCAAGCAACCUGUUGUCCCGACUGCACCAAAGCGGGCAGGAAAAGGGUCAUGGCGUUGUGCUCCGAGGUAUACCAUUCUUUCGCCAGCAUGCCACAAUGGAAGCGUCCCGAUCUCGCGGUGUUGUUUCAUAGUGGCCGUAGUCAGGAUGGGGUGGAAGGGUGGAAACCUACGACGGAGUGGCUGGUAAACAGCGGGAUUCCGACGGUGUGUACGACGUAUACGGAGAGGGAGGCUCGGGAGGAGGUGGGGGAGUUGGAGGCGCUGGGGGCGAGGUUCGUGAGGGGCGUGGAGGUUAAUGGGUGGAGGAGUUUGGUGCAUCGGCUUGAGCCGAUGGAGGGCGGGGAACAUGGGUUUUAUUUUGAUAAUUUUUGGUGGUAUGUUUUUGAGGGGAGGGAGUAG
Molecule: messenger RNA, 1110 nt
Organism: Glarea lozoyensis ATCC 20868
Lineage: Eukaryota; Fungi; Ascomycota; Leotiomycetes; Helotiales; Helotiaceae
Exons: 2
Coding region: 1-1110 (369 amino acids)
Source: RefSeq, a predicted model, not a curated record